AUGGGAGACUACUCGAAAGCUCUUUGCUAUGAUGAAAAAGCACUCGAAAUGCGCCGCAAAGUUCUCCCUCCAAAUCAUCCCGAUUUGGCUACAUCGUACCACGAUGUCGGCUACGCUUACCGCACUAUGGGAGACUACUCGAAAGCCCUUUCCUAUAAUGAAAACGCCAUCGAAAUCUAUCGAAAAGCUCUCCCACCAAAUCAUCCCGAUUUGGCUGCAUCGUACCACGAAAUCGGCUACGCUUACCGCGCCAUGGGCGACUACUCGAAAGCCCUUUCAUAUGCCCAAAAAGCACUCAGACUCCGACGCAAAGCUCUCCCUCCAAAUCAUCCCGAUCUGGCUACAUCAUACCACCACAUCGCAUACAUGUAUACUAUGAUGGAUGAAUACCCGAAAGCCCUUUCCUAUGAUCAAAAAGCACUCGAAAUGCAGCAAAACAGUCUACCUGCAAAUCAUCCCGAUAUGGUUUUCUCCAAUCACAGUAUCGCCUACAAUUAUCGCACGACAGGAGACUACCCAAAAGCACGGUCAUAUGGGGAAAAAGCACUUGAAAUCUGCCAAAAAGCUCUCCCUCCAAAUCAUCCCGAUUUGGCUACAUGGUACCACGAUGUCCGCAACACUUACCGCGCCAUGGGCGACUACCCCAAAGCACUUUACUAUGACGAAGAAGCCCUCGAAAUCCGACGCAGAGCUCUUCCUCCAAAUCAUCCCGAUUUGGCUGCAUCGUACCACGAUAAAGGACUGCAGAUUCGGCAAAUAGUUCUACCUGAAAAUCAUCCAGAUUUAGCCGAAUCGAACCACAAGAUUGCCUCAACCUAUCCGAAAUUAGGGGAAUACUCGAAAGCGCUUUGUUACCACGAGAAAGGACUGCAGAUUCGGCAAAUAGUUCUACCUGAAAAUCAUCCAGAUUUAGCCGAAUCGAACCACAAGAUUGCCUCAACCUGUGAGAAAUUAGGGGAAUACUCGAAAGCACUUUGUUACCACGAGAAAGGACUGCAGAUUCGGCAAAUUGUUCUACCUGAAAAUCAUCCAGAUUUAGCCGAAUCGAACCACAAGAUUGCCUCAACCUAUCCGAAAUUAGGGGAAUGCUCGAAAGCACUUUGUUACCAAGAGAAAGGACUGCAGAUUCGGGAAAUUGUUCUCCCUGAAGAUCAUCCAGAUUUAGCCGAAUCGAACCACAAGAUUGCCUCAACCUAUGAGAAAUUAGGGGAAUGCUCGAAAGCACUUUGUUACCACGAGAAAGGACUGCAGAUUCGGGAAAUUGUUCUCCCUGAAAAUCAUCCAGAUUUAGCCGAAUCGAACCACCAGAUUGCCUCAACCUAUGAGAAAUUAGGGGAAUAUUCGAAAGCACUUUGUUAUCACGAGAAAGGACUGCAGAUUCGGGAAAUUGUUCUCCCUGAAGAUCAUCCAGAUUUAGCCGAAUCGAACCACAAGAUUGCCUCAACCUAUGAGAAAUUAGGAGAAUACGCGAAAGCACUUUGUUACUACCAAAAAGGGCUUGAGAUCCGGCGAAAUGUUCUAUCUGAAAAUCAUUCAGAUUUGGCCGAAUCGGACGAUAACAAUGGUUCGAGUUGA
This is a messenger RNA of Didymodactylos carnosus, 1575 nucleotides long. The record is from the annotation of a GenBank genome assembly. NCBI's taxonomy places the organism in Eukaryota, Metazoa, Rotifera, Eurotatoria, Philodinida, Philodinidae.